Messenger RNA from Rhododendron vialii, 1074 nucleotides. Its product is annotated as large ribosomal subunit protein uL30w. Gene Ontology annotation, cellular component: cytosolic large ribosomal subunit. Gene Ontology annotation, molecular function: structural constituent of ribosome; RNA binding. The coding region runs from base 160 to 894 and encodes 244 amino acids. Gene Ontology annotation, biological process: maturation of LSU-rRNA from tricistronic rRNA transcript (SSU-rRNA, 5.8S rRNA, LSU-rRNA). The transcript has 7 exons. The record is from RefSeq and is a predicted model, not a curated record. NCBI's taxonomy places the organism in Eukaryota, Viridiplantae, Streptophyta, Magnoliopsida, Ericales, Ericaceae.
UGUCUCAUUCGCAUCACUGAUCGAAACCACCCCUACACAAAACCCUAAUCUGGUUCGUCACCUACCUAUAUACGCAGCCGAGCAUCCAGCUCCUAAACCUUCGCUCCUCAGACCUAUCAAACUCCUCCUCCUUCCGGAUCUUCCAGGCACUUCUAAGAGAUGGGUGAAGAAGUUAAGUGUGCAGUGGUUCCGGAGUCAGUGUUGAAGAAGCAGAAAAGGAAUGAGGAAUGGGCUCUUGCAAAGAAGCAAGAUCUUGAAGCUGCAAAGAAGAAGAAUGCCGAGAAUAGGAAGUUGAUCUUCAACAGAGCAAAGCAGUACUCGAAGGAGUAUGAGGAGCAGGGUAAGGAUUUGAUUCGAUUGAAGCGUGAGGCAAGGUUGAAGGGGGGAUUCUAUGUCAGCCCGGAAGCCAAGCUGCUGUUUAUUGUCAGAAUCCGUGGGAUCAAUGCAAUGGACCCAAAGACGAGAAAAAUUCUGCAGCUUCUGCGAUUGAGACAGAUAUUUAAUGGUGUCUUUUUGAAAGUCAACAAAGCCACCGUGAAUAUGUUGCAUAGGGUUGAGCCUUACGUGACCUAUGGGUAUCCAAAUCUGAAAAGCGUUAAAGAGUUGAUUUACAAGAGAGGCUAUGGGAAACUAAACAAGCAGAGGACUGCUUUGACUGACAAUUGUAUCGUUGAACAGGCUUUGGGUAAGUACGGAAUCAUUUGUGUUGAAGAUCUGAUCCAUGAGAUCAUGACUGUCGGACCCCACUUUAAGGAAGCAAACAACUUUUUGUGGCCCUUCAAGCUUAAGGCACCACUCGGUGGUCUGAAAAAGAAGAGGAAUCACUAUGUAGAAGGCGGCGAUGCUGGGAAUCGCGAAGACUACAUCAAUGAGCUCAUCAGGAGGAUGAACUAGCUGGGGUUUUCUGCGGUAUCUGAUUUUCUUCAAACUUAAUUUUUGUAGUUGCUCUCUGUUGUUGUUUUGAGAUGAUAGUAAUUCUGUUCCUUAGUUUGGAUAAAGAUAGUUGCCGUUGUGGUGUUAAAUCUAUGCUAUUUAUCCUGGGAUUCAAAAUAUUUUUCAGCAUGUUCUUUGAAA